AUGUCGGCCAGCGUUGCCCAUGCCCAUCCCCAUGCCCAUCCCCAUCAGAGCAGCUUCACCCCCUCAGACAAGCUCGAAGAUCAAGCUGCCUCUGCGGCGUUGUCUGUCGCUCGAGACACUCCGACCACCAAGAACAGCAGCUCUUCCAUCCUCGACCAGGAAGGUCGGCUAUCUGCUGCCAGUGCUGCACUUUCUCUAAAGUACGCGCGAGCUGAAGACCUUCCCUCAUUUCCUUCAACUGGCGGCGUCAAACUCGCAUCUGCUGGCGCUGCCGCAAGCCUCGCGGAAUCCAACAAGAAACCCAUCCAAGUUUGGACUCCCGGUGCCAUCCCUCACGCAAACACCGCUGCCUAUAGAGCAAAAGACUAUGAGAUGGAGCCUCUGUGGAAGCCGGAGCUGAGCCGGGCGGGCUCCCAGGCGGCACUGGCUGCUCAUCGAGAUGCUGCACCAGUGGAUAUCUGGAGAGCUCCGGAAACAGAGCAGGGUCAUUCGGCAGCGUCCUCGGCCUUGCAGAACCCAAAGUCUCCCCCACCGAUCACAGAGAGAAAUGUUUCGAGUGAUGGGCGACGAAAGGCACUCUUGGCCGCCACAGCAUCCUUGUCCGGAGGCAGACGGCGCGCAGAAUCCGCCCCGACACGACCGGCGCCGACAGCAGCACACUCUGCCUGGGCCAUCAAGGCUGCGACAUCAUCUCAAAAUGUGAGACCUCCCUCAUCACAGAGCCCACCAUCGACGAGCGAACUGUCGAGCGCAGAUGCUGCCCGGGUCCAAUAUAUGGCCAGGAACAACGUCUCUAGACAGAUGUACACGUCCAACCCACCGGUCGCAAUAGAAGUGGAAGAAAGGAGAAGGCAGGAGAUGCUGCGCGCGUCCGCGGUUGCCAUGGCGAGGAAAAUGUUCGCCAUUCAGCAGGCGCAGAUCGACGAGGCAAGGGGAAUCCACCGUUCACAAAGUCACUACGCCGCAUACACCGCACGGCGACGAGCACAGUCAGACGCUGCAAAACAACCAACAACCACUGAUGACCUGCCACGCUAUGAGAAUCUAGAAGAGGCAGCCCGCAAAUUGGCCCAAGAGCGACUCGCCAAGCUACAUGAUGAGCACGCCGAAUACCGACAGUACUACGGACAACAAACUGCGCCACCUAGGUCGCGGCUCACGUUACGGCGGGGCCGGCGGACGUCUGACAGACGAGAGGAUGACUCUGACUCUGACUUGGAAGAGUCACGCAAAAUCCGAGCUCAAAUGUCCUUGUUUCAGGGCAAGCUCGCCGAGGUCGACAGCAAGAAGCGACAAGCUGAUCGAGACGCAUUGCUCGCGGUGGCACACAAGAACGUGACGGCCCGCAUGAAUGCAAUAGACGAAAAGGUCUUUUCCGAAACCGGCAAAACCAGUCCACAACAGCGUGAGCUGUGGGAGCGUCAAGCACGGGAAAGAGCACAACGUGAAAGUGACGAGAGACUGCUUCAUGUCGGAAAAGUUCAUAUAGGAGGUGGCAAGUACCUUGAGCAAUCAGAGAUUGACGCAAUUGCCAAGGCUCGACUGCAACCAACCCUCGACGAGAUUACCGAGAAAGCUGAGCAACAAAGGGCCAGAGACGAGGAACUCAGACUGGAGCAAGAGAGGCUCAAGGCCGAACAGGAAGCCGAAAAGAGACGGCAGGCAGAAAUCAAGGCAGAACAGAAAGCUGUCGUUGAUCGUGAAAAGGCCGAACAAAAGGCACAAAAGGCCGAGGAGAGACGAAUCCAGCAAGAGCAGAAACAUGAGGAGAGGCGGUUACGCACGGAACAAAAGGCCACCGAGAAGAAAGAAAAGAAGCUCACCGAACCUGCCAAAACUCGAUUCCUCCCAAGCUUCCUCGGAAGGGGAGCAGUCGCCGCAGGAGGUGCAGCAGGUGCGGCCACAGCUACGGCUGCAGAAGGCGCCGGCGAUGUUGUCGAAGGAGGAGCAAGAGCUGUCACAGGAACGAGUGCUCUUCCAGCGACCAUGACGGCUGAAGGCGGCGAGCUCGUCGGCGAAACUGUACAUGACCAAGUCACCUUGGACCCCAAUGAAGCUGCUCAUGCGGUGGCUGCUGCAGAUCUGGAGACCGCUGAACCACCGGUGGAAGACUCGAGAAUCACUCAGCCAGCAGACGAAGAGAUCGGACCAAAGGACAAUAUUGGUACAACUCCAUAUUCCAGUAUCACCCCGCCGCAGGAGCCCACGUCCCCGACGUCCCCCGGCUUCUCGACUUCACCGACGUCGCCCUCCAAGAGAGAUUCCCGGGUGAAGACCUGGUUCAGGAGAUUCAGAGCAGGAAGUAAAGCAGAGAAUGAUCUUCCAGAGCAGACGCUGCACGCAGACGAAGAGCCAAAGGAGCACAUUGACACAGUUGGUCAAACAGGUGAGCCAAUCAAGGAAGAAGACCCGGCCGCCACAGAUUCGAUUCGAGAUGUUGCGCUCGCAGGCCGGAGCGACAACGAGACGGACGACAUGUAUGGCGGAUCUGUCAAGCCAUAUGGAAGAAUCUCUCCCAUUCCUGACGAGAGCAUCGGGCUCGGUGCGGCUGUGAACCCCGUGGGUGGGAACGAAAGAGACAUCAGUCCUCCAUCAGACACGUCGUCACUAAGCGAAGAGCCAUACGUGAUUGCUGCUGAUGUGGCUUCCUCCAAGUACUCGACGGAACACGCUGGCUCGAAACGAGACUCGGGGUUCGAUCAACUGGCCACACUGACGGAUGAAGAUGAAGAACCUCGCGGCAGGAAAGGCUUUCGGGAGAGAUUUUUGAAAAAGGUCAUCCCUGGAAGAGACAAGGAGAAGGAGAAGCAAAAGCCUGGAGCCUUUGAGAGCACAACAAUAGGUCAAGCUUCGGCGCCAAAUCCAACCACGGCUACCACAGACUUCUCCAUAGCCGAGCCACAACAACCAUACGGCCGGACUGAACCCGCCGAGACGCACGAAGCAGGCGAAACCCACGCCAACCCGGACGAGCAUAUCCUCUCUGAAACGGAACCCCUGCGAGAAAAAGUGCAAGAGCCCUCGACCACAUCUACUGAAGCAACAGGAAACACCACUGUGACAGGCACCACGACACCUGCACUGACACACGCACAGACCAACGGGGAUGACGACGAGGACUUUGAAGAGGCAAGGGACACUUUCGACGAAGGCCGCCUAGUGAGUGCGUCAAAGGUCGACAGCGGGGCCGCGAGACUCGUGGAUGUUGCAGGUCCGAAAAAGAGCGAGGAGAAGACCCGGGAGGGCAGUAGGUUCACCGAGGAGUUGUGA
Fonsecaea pedrosoi CBS 271.37 is the source of this 3270-nucleotide messenger RNA. RefSeq lists its product as uncharacterized. Lineage: Eukaryota; Fungi; Ascomycota; Eurotiomycetes; Chaetothyriales; Herpotrichiellaceae. Gene Ontology annotation, biological process: eisosome assembly. Bases 1 to 3270 code for a protein of 1089 amino acids. The record is from RefSeq and is a predicted model, not a curated record. The transcript is spliced from 4 exons.